This is a messenger RNA of Hemicordylus capensis (graceful crag lizard), 8954 nucleotides long. It is a transcript of the gene PLXNB2, whose product is annotated as plexin B2. The coding region runs from base 1101 to 6704 and encodes 1867 amino acids. Gene Ontology annotation, cellular component: semaphorin receptor complex. NCBI's taxonomy places the organism in Eukaryota, Metazoa, Chordata, Lepidosauria, Squamata, Cordylidae. Gene Ontology annotation, biological process: semaphorin-plexin signaling pathway involved in axon guidance; regulation of cell migration; regulation of GTPase activity. The record is from RefSeq and is a predicted model, not a curated record. Gene Ontology annotation, molecular function: semaphorin receptor activity; protein binding. The transcript is spliced from 41 exons.
CUGCUCCUCCUCUCUCUCAGUUUCCUGUCUGGCUUUGUGUUCACGACGGAUAUGUGCAGCGCCUACAGGUGUGUCUCAUCUUCGCGGCUGUUCUCCCUUCCCGGGGCAGGGCUGGCAGAGGAGCUCGAGGAGAGGCGGGCGCUGAGGCGCAUCAUGUGAUGAGCCCAUUGCUCUCUGUGGCGGCUUGGCUUUUCCCCUUCUGCUGCUCCUCCUCCUCUCCUAUUCUCUGGAAGCUGCUGCUGCUGCUCGUCUUGCGGCGAGUCUCGCCCUGACUUGGGGGCUGCUUGGCUGUAGCCGGUGGCAGAGGGUGACAACGCCUCCCACCUCGUCUCCUUCUUCGCAACAUGGGCAACCUUCUGGCCGCGACUGCUGCGCGCUGCCUCGGGGGGCUGCUUGGCUGAGGCGCGGCCACUUGGGAGGGAGCAGCGGCUCGAGCGGCUGGAGCUGUGAGCGGCGUCUGCAGCCCAACAGCCGCACACAAAGGCGCGACCAGUCCAGUCUCCUGCUUUCCAACUUGGGGAAGUACCUGUUUCUAUGACAAUGCAGCAGCAGUUUAAUUGCAAAUACUUUUAAUACCAGCCACAAAGAAUGCCAGAGAUUGUUGGCUGCCAGCUGUUUCUGACUGCAAUUUGUGGUGCAUCUUUGAGAUCCUAGCUGGGCUGCUUAUGGAAAAACACGAGUGGAAAUCUCUCUGCUGGCUGAACGCUAUUCACAGGGGGAUGAUCUAUUGCUUUUCAAGCUCAGAUUGAUGCAAAGAGAAAUCUCUUCUUCCCAAAGAAGCAUUGUACACAUCUUGGAUACUAUUCAACUGUUGUGGAGUGGAGGGGCCUUUUGUGAGCUACUGUUGUUGAAUCCUGUGACAGCUGAAGCCAGAUCUUUCUGAAGGGGGGAAAAAAUGUUUGCACCAUCUUGUCCCCCUCGUCAUACUUAGAACACUUGAUUCUGUUUGAAGAAAAUCUGCAGUGGAAUCGCUUAACAAUUCUGAAGUGCAACUAUUCUUGUAUGACUUCUACUUAUAUGUUUUUAAAGAAGUAGAAGGGGUCUGUGAAAAAUAAGGAAAGUGAAGGAAGAACUAGUAAAUAGAUCGACAUGUUUAAUGUAUGCAGACAGCAGAAGAACAUUUAUUGAUGGGUGAUGAAAAACAAAAGUCACAGGAACUUAAGCAACUGUAUUACUCAGAAAUGGCUGUAUGGUUUUGGACAUUGAGCAUUCUGACAUUGAGCUAUUCUUGUGUUACCUGUGCAUUAAGACCUAAGAAUCUGGAUUUUUACCCGAGUGAAAAAGAACUAAGGCACUUGAUAGUGAACCAUGAGACGGGGACAGUCUACCUAGGAGCGGUAAAUGCCCUGUAUCAGCUUACUAAAGACUUGAAACCAUAUCCAUCAGUGGAUGUAGUAGUAACUGGGCCGUACUUGGAUAACAAAAUGUGCACACCUCCCAUUGAUGAAAGUCAGUGCACUGAAGCAAAAAUGACUGACAAUUACAACAAGAUACUUUUGAUGGAUGUGCAGGAGAAAAAAAUUAUUGUUUGUGGAAGCUUAUUUAAGGGCAUUUGUUCCAUAAGAGAGCUCGAGAACAUUUCAAAUAGAACUUACUAUGAGAAUGGCAGUGGAGAAAAAUCAUUUGUUGCAAGUAAUGAUGAGAAUGUUUCCACAGUGGGGCUGAUAGCCUCUUUGCCAAGAGGUCGAAUGAUGUUUGUGGGAAAGGGGAAUGGGCCAAGUGACAAUGGGAUAAUCAUCAGCACUCGGCAACUUUUCAAUGGGGAUGGGAGAGAGAUUUUCGAGCUAUAUGCAGAUCCUGCUGCUAUUAAAUCAGCAUAUCCUUCCUCAAGCACUCAACAGUUUCUAUACGUCUUUGAAGACAACCAAUAUAUAUACUUUAUUUUCAAUCAGCAUGAGAAACAGCCUCCUAAAAACCGGACAUUAAUUGGGAGACUUUGCAAGGAAGAUGAACAUUAUCAUUCUUACUUUGAAAUGGAUUUGGAAUGUAAAGAUGAGUUUGGACCUUACAACCAAUGUAAUGCAGUCCAUGCCUCUGUACCUGGGCAGAUUCCAGCAGUGAAUAUAGCAUCAGAACAAGAUGAUGUCACAUCAGAUGGCAAAAUACUUAUUGCACUUUACAGCAGGAUCCGUGAAAAGUCUUUGGAAUCUGCUAUGUGUUUGUUUGAUUUGAGUGAAAUCAAUACAAGAAUGGAAGAAAAAAGGGAGGAGUGUUAUAUGAGGCAUGACCAAGGUGUAUUUUACAAACCAUUUAGAACUGAUAACGCUCCAUGUAGUACUUCAACUCACCAGGGUUCAAGCAAAAAUUUUCCAUGUGGGGGUGAACAUCUGCCAUAUCCUUUGGGAAGCAAAGAGGGAGUGUCUACAACACCUGUAUUAAAGAAGGAGGGUGUAGAUUUAACAGCAGUGACAUUUGCAGCAGAGAAUGGGCAGACCGUGGUAUUUGUUGGAACAUCAGAUGGUAGAAUACUAAAGGUGUUUCUGGUGUCACGUUCUACAAAGGAGUAUGGCAGUGUACUUAUUGAAAAAAACAGACCUAUUAAGAAGGAUCUCAUCCUUGAUGCUCUCCAUGAGAACUUAUAUGUGAUGACCACGAACAAGGUGUUCCGUUUGCCAGUCCAGGAGUGUGAUAGUUACUCAACCUGUGGUCUCUGUAUUCAAGCCAGAGAUCCUUACUGUGGCUGGUGUGUAACAGAGGGAAAGUGCACAAGGAAAAAAGACUGUGAAAGAUCGGCUCGGGCAAACAAUUGGCUCUGGAGCCCAGAUGGCAUUUGUUUGAAUAUCAUAAGUGCUCAACCUCAAAAUAUGAGUCGGAGAGUCCAAGACAAGGUAGAAUUGACUCUAAGCCGUUUGCCAGAUUUAAAUGAAGAGGACCAGCUUUGGUGUAACUUUGGUGGAACGACUUAUAAGGCAGAGUUGCAAGGAGAGGCCAUUAUCUGCAAUCCUCCUAAUGAAAUUCCUCCAACAACAAAAGGCAAAGAUUAUGUCUUGGUUCCAUUGCAUCUGACCUUUGGUGAUGGUAUAGCUUUUGCAUCGGGUACAUAUCCGUUUUAUGACUGUGGAGAAGCUAUAAAUAAUAUUGAAAAUCAACCGUGCCAUUCCUGUGCAAGCAGCAGCUGGAAUUGCCAGUGGAACUGGAAGAAACAUAUCUGUGUAGACUCAUCUUCAGAUCAAGAUGCAAUUAAACAAAGCAUGGCAGAAGACUGUCCACAGUUUCUAAAUCCCAGUCCUGAAACAAUUCCUAUGGAAGUCUCAACGCGUGUCUACUUUGAAGGAAAAAAUCUAGACAAUUAUCAGGGUAGCUCCUUCAGGAUUGGAAGUAACUACAUGGAAUUUGAUGCGUCAGUGCAACAAUCACCUGAUGGAGGUUUCUUCUUCGAAAGCCCAGAGUUUUCCAUUAGUGCAAAUGAAACUCUGCCACUUAGUUUAUUCAUUGAAAAAGACACAGUCAAGAUUGACAGCAAACUGAUGGUUACUUUAUACAGCUGUUCCUAUGGUCGGAGUGACUGCAGCUUGUGUCUUGCGGCGGAUCCUGGGUACAAAUGUGUUUGGUGUGAAGACAGAUGUGUUUACACAGAACUGUGUGAUGCUCCUACUGUCACCUGCCCUCCUCCAGUCAUUACUCAGAUUAAACCAAAGAAUGGACCGCUAAGUGGUGGAAUUUUGUUGACCAUAAUGGGAUCUAAUUUGGGCAUAAAAGCUGAAGAUGUCAAAAGUAUAAUGGUGGCAAACACAGAAUGUAUAUUUAAAGAAGAAUUCUAUUCUGUUUCUACCAAGAUUGUAUGUGAAGUUAAAGCUGUGCAGGAAGCAGGAGAAGGAGCAAUUGAAGUUGAUGUAAAUGGGCAACAGGGCAGAUCAACAAAUGAAGUACAAUUUACAUAUCAGGAUCCUGAACCUAGUGGAAUAGAACCCACCAAAGGCCCCCAAGCUGGAGGGACACUCCUAACUAUCAGUGGCAGGAACCUGGACACUGGCUCUAUUAAAGAUGUUAGGGUUGAUCUGGAUACUAUACCCUGUAGAGUUAUCAAAUGUGGUCAAGAAAUCAUUUGUGUUACUGGACAAAAUAGCAAAGAGGGCCUGGCCUAUGUUACAGUACAUCAUGGAAAUACCUCCAAAAAAAUAGAGAAUGAGCCAUUUAUCUAUACUGGAAACCCUAAAGUUAACAGGAUCAUGCCAGAAACCAGUAUUCGCAGUGGUGGACGUAACAUUACUAUAAUUGGAACGGGUUUUGAUAUCAUUCAAAAUUUCUUUGUGGAAGUUAUAUUUAAGCCUUUUGGAGACUUAUUGAGGAGGAGGAGGGAGAUAGAAGAGCCACAAAAGUUUGAAGGAAAGGACAUCUCAAAAAUCAAUGACACUGCAAUAACCUUCUUAUCUCCACCUGUACUGGAGGAUCCAGAAAACUAUAGGAUUAUUAUACAUAUUAAAAUGGAUGGUUUUGAGGUGGAAUCAACAGAGUUUCAGUACGUUGCUGAUCCAACCUUUGAAAAUUUCACUGAUGGUGUCAAAAAACAGGUCAACAAACUUAUUCAUGCAAAGGGUAGUAAUCUGGACAAAGCUAUGACGAUUGAUGAGGCCAAAGCAUUUGUGGGUGAAGAACCCUGUACCAUAAAAACCCUGACUGAGAAGGAUUUAUACUGUGAACCACCUGAAGAGCAGCCCUUGCCAAAGAGAAGGCAGAAGAGAGAUACAGUUAAUAAUCUGCCAGAAUUCAGCGUCAAAUUUGGCUUCAAAGAAUGGGUCCUAGGAAGAGUGGAAUAUACACAAGUAAGCGACAUGCCACUGGGCCUGAUCUUGCCCUUAGUAAUUAUUCCCAUGCUGGCCAUUAUCCUCGUUGCAAUCUAUUGUUACAGACGGAAAAGCCAACAAGCAGAACGAGAAUACGAGAAAAUUAAAUCACAACUUGAAGGCUUGGAGGAAAGCGUCAGAGACCGGUGCAAAAAGGAAUUUACAGAUUUAAUGAUAGAAAUGGAAGAUCAGACAAAUGACAUCAAUGAAGCCGGGAUUCCUGUGCUGGACUACAAAACUUACACAGACCGAGUCUUUUUUCUGCCAUCCAAAGAUGGAGAAAAAGAUGUAAUGAUCACUGGGAAACUAGACAUUCCUGAAGCAAGGCGGCCAACUGUUGAACAGGCAUUGAAUCAAUUCUCCAAUCUGCUCAAUAGUAAAUCAUUUCUCAUUAAUUUUAUUCACACACUGGAAAACCAAAGGGAAUUUUCUGCCCGUGCAAAAGUGUAUUUUGCAUCUCUCUUGACCGUGGCUUUACAUGGGAAACUAGAAUACUAUACUGACAUCAUGAGGACGUUAUUCUUGGAGCUAAUGGAGCAGUAUGUUGUGGCCAAAAAUCCUAAGCUGAUGCUAAGAAGAUCAGAAACUGUUGUGGAAAGAAUGCUUUCUAAUUGGAUGUCCAUCUGUCUAUAUCAGUACUUGAAGGACAAUGCUGGAGAACCUCUUUUUAAAUUGUUCAAGGCUAUCAAACAUCAGGUGGAGAAAGGCCCUGUGGAUGCUGUGCAAAUGAAAGCCAAAUAUACACUGAACGAUACCGGUUUGUUGGGAGAUGAUGUCGAAUAUUCGCAACUGACUGUAAAUGUGAUUGUACAAGAUGAAGGCACAGAGUCUGUACCAGUAAAAGUGCUCAACUGUGAUACUAUUUCUCAAGUGAAGGAGAAGAUCAUAGACCAAGUGUACCGAAACCUGCCUUAUUCACAGUGGCCAAAGCCAGACAGUGUAGUUCUUGAAUGGCGUCCAGGUUCUACUGCACAAAUACUCUCAGACUUGGAUUUAACAUCCCAAAGAGAUGGCAGGUGGAAACGCAUCAAUACCCUGAUGCACUAUAAUGUACGAGAUGGUGCCACUCUCAUCUUGUCAAAAAUGGGAGUCUCCCAGCAGCCAGAGGAUCACCAACAAGACAUGCCUGAGGAAAGGCAUGCAUUAUUGGAAGAAGAAAAUAAAAUCUGGCAUCUGGUUCGGCCAGUAGAUGAGGUUGAUGAAGGUAAAUCUAAAAGAGGGAGCAUGAAAGAGAAAGAGAGAACCAAAGCUAUUACAGAAAUCUACCUGACAAGGCUCCUCUCUGUGAAGGGUACACUUCAGCAGUUUGUAGAUGACUUUUUUCACAGUGUACUUGACUCAAACCAUGUUGUGCCCCCAGCUGUGAAAUACUUCUUUGAUUUUCUUGAUGAGCAAGCAGAAAAGCAUGAUAUCAAAGAUGAGGAUACAAUCCACAUCUGGAAGACAAACAGCUUGCCACUUAGGUUUUGGGUGAACAUAUUGAAAAACCCUCAUUUCAUCUUUGAUGUUCAUGUUCAUGAAGUAGUGGAUGCUUCCUUGUCAGUCAUUGCACAGACUUUCAUGGAUGCUUGCACAAGAACAGAGCACAAAUUAAGCAGGGAUUCUCCAAGUAACAAGCUACUUUAUGCAAAAGAGAUCUCUAAGUAUAAGAAGAUGGUUGAAGAUUAUUACAGAGGUAUUCGCCAAAUGGUGCAAGUCAGUGACCAAGACAUGAAUACACAUUUAGCAGAAAUUUCUAGGGCACAUACAGACUCAUUAAACACCCUUGUGGCUUUGCACCAGCUCUACCAGUAUACUAACAAAUACUAUGAUGAGAUCAUAAAUGCACUUGAAGAAGACCCAGCUGCACAAAAAAUGCAGCUUGCUUUUCGGUUACAACAGAUAGCAGCUGCGUUAGAGAAUAAAGUGACUGACCUUUGAUAUGAAAGCUGCAAUAAAGAAGUCUGGUGACUUGGUUUGAAGAUGUGUAAAUUCAUUCUUCCUUAAAAGGAAAUAGGGUUCUAUUUUUUAAUGUGUAAUUACGACUUUAAAUGAAAAACAAAAGAAUUCAUUUUUUUAUAGCAAAGCUGUUAUGUAAAGAGUUUUUACUGUAAAUUAUGCUUCUAAUUAAAAUGUUGUGUUGUGUGUAAAUGAAUUUCCAGUGGGAAAUGAGGGAAGUCCUUAGGGGAAGGGGUGGGUAAAGUUAUAGUUCAUUUAAUCAAAUAGUACAAUCUUGAAGCAUCAGCAUUUUAGAAUUCAUUAUGCUAGUUAAUUCAUGUCCUAUAGCAUUCUUUAUACUUUAAGCAAUAUUUGUACUAGAAAAGUGAUAGCAUAUUGGAAAAAAUAAUGCAAUAUCCCCUUUUGAUUUCAGUAAUUGGAAAUAUUUUUUUUACUCUUUUGAAAACAUUGUCUCUAUUCUGCUCAUAAUGAGUAGAAUAAAAGACAGACCUGCUGUGACUUUUCUGUGACAUUGCAAUGGAUUUUUAGUAUCAUGCAAAGUGCUAAAAACAAAGGUUGUUACUCAGCCCUCGUGUUCAUUUUUCCAAAGUGGACAAACAACAUACUGUAGAUUAAUUGAGAUGGUUUGAUCCUUUAACUGGGAAUAUGCAUAUAUCCCUAAGGAUAUACACCUUUUAAAAAAUGUGUGCUUCGGCAUAGAAUUCAGAUGUGAGGGACACGCAGAGUGCCCAAUAUUAAGUGAUGGACAAAGAUCACUGGGUACUUCCAAACAGCCCAGACUGGUCCAGUGUGCCACUGGAAACAAGGCGGCUGGGAAUAGACCAUCUCUUUCUCUAGGAUUUUGUUUACACCACCAUUGCUCUUUGUGUUUGCCACAAAAGAAAAUACUUUGGGGGAAGUCUGUGGUGAGCCAAAGCAAAGCCAAUUUUGGCUGUAUAAAGGUACAAUGUGACAUGCAGAGCUGCUUUAAAGAUAGCAAGGGAGGGUAGUAAAGGUUUAUUACCCAAGGCCCAAAAAUACCUGGAUCGGAGUCUGGUGAGCUUGUAGACUGCCCUAAUAAGGGAGUCUCUUAUCCUGCAGAAUGGCAAGUUCUAAUCUGAUUCAGAAAUCGUGGCAAGUCAAAUCAACCUUUCAAAGGUUUUCUUUAUGUUCUUUUUUAAUUGUUAGUUUUAUUAUAUAUGCUAAUGUGCCUUACUUGUACUAAUUAUGUGGAUCUGAAUGGUUUUGUAAAGAGAAUCAUAUCAAAAAUAUUUAUGUGUGGUUUGAUGACUUUUGUGAGAAUCAUGACCAGCAGGAUGCCUGUAAUUAGCUUCUUGCCAAUAGUGUGCUGUUCAACAUGAGUCAAAUAUGUAUAUCUUUUAUUGGAAUGGUUCAUAGGAUUUUUUUAAAAUGAAUCUUCACACAAUCUUAGGAAGAUCACUAUUUUUUUUAAGGAAAAAAAAACCCUGUGUUUGUACUAUAAAGUACUCGUAAGAAAUCUCAUGCCCUGUCUAACCUAAACACCACUUGAGCCUUGGAAUGCUGCAGUGAAUAGAAUAAUCAGCAUUAACAUAUAGCUGUGGAAAUUAAAAUAACUUGUCAAAGAUAUAAUGUGUGUUUACAAUAUUAGUCAGCUUCCGGGCAAUUUGAUAAAGCUUGGUACAUUAUCUUAAAUUGCUUAUGUUGCACAAAAAUCAACCUUUGUUACAUUUAUUUCUUACCAUAAGUUUUGGCAGUUCAGUGGCAUUUUCAUAUAGCACUGCCAAGACAGCUCAUUUCUGUUUUUUGUUGCUCUGUUUCUAUCCUUCUACACUUUCAACUCUCUGGGCUCUUAAGACAGUAACAGAGUUCUGGUUGCUGUGUCUCCCUGUAAUGGAGUUAAUUUAACCUACUUUUAAAUUACUUUUCAUCAUCAAAUAGAUCUGUAGUCUCUCUCCAAUUUCUUUGGAGUCAGUCACUGGCUGCUUAACUCUCAUCACAAAGCCUAUUGGCAAAACUGGGUGUCACUGCUCAUGUAUUUCCUUUUAUAUGUAACAUUUGCUUUCUUCUCUGUAUACAGCUCAGCACAUUUGGAAUGUAAGGAAUUAUAUGUGUUUGGAUUGGUUUACCUAAGAAUUCUGUGUCAAAACUAAACUUCUGUACUUGCCUUCUGUCUUAUCAACAAAGAUAUCCAAACUUGCUAACCUGUUUUUAUUUUGUCAUUUGUAAAUCCUGUUAAUUGUAAAUCAAAUACAUUUUUUCCACAAAGUGCCA